This is a messenger RNA of Anoplopoma fimbria (sablefish), 1142 nucleotides long. It is a transcript of the gene caly, whose product is annotated as calcyon neuron-specific vesicular protein. Gene Ontology annotation, cellular component: endosome; membrane. Gene Ontology annotation, molecular function: clathrin light chain binding. Gene Ontology annotation, biological process: endosomal transport; G protein-coupled dopamine receptor signaling pathway; clathrin coat assembly. Lineage: Eukaryota; Metazoa; Chordata; Actinopteri; Perciformes; Anoplopomatidae. Bases 232 to 837 code for a protein of 201 amino acids. The record is from RefSeq and is a predicted model, not a curated record. The transcript is spliced from 5 exons.
UCCCCAUGUGAGCCUCGGUGAGAUGCGCAUUCACACCGAGCUGCCAGUUUCCUCCGGAGCACCGAGCGGCUCCAGGGCUGCACCACAUGCGCAGUGCUGCCGUGGAUCACGCACCACCAGGGCCAGUUGCGUUCACACCGAGUCCCCGUCCGCAGCACCAGAGAGGUCCGACCCGGUGCACCGCACACAACACCGCAAUCUGUCCAGGCAUUUUCAGGCACCUAAGCAGCCAUGGUGAAGCUAGGCAGCAAUCUGUCGGACAAACUGGAGAAGCAGCCAUCUGCGGACGACGGCUUUGAUAACAUCCCUCUCAUCACACCCCUGGAGGUCAACCAGCUCCAGAAGCCGUUCGCAGAAAAGGUCAUUGUGAAGACGUCGACGCAAUAUCAGCUGCAGCAGAAGAAGAACAAGCUGUACGUGCCCAAUAUCAAGAAGCUGAAUAUCAACUUCUACAGUGAUGUUUCAGACAAAGCCAAGAUCACAGGUCUGAUCCUCAUCACUUUGGCCUUCCUGACCAGCUUGCUCCUUCUGCUCAUGUACAAAGCCAUGUGGUACGACCAACUCACCUGCCCCGAGGGUUUCAUCCUUAAGCAGAAGCAUUGCACCCCAGCAGCUCUGGAGAUGUACUACACAGAGCAGCAGCAACAGGAGGAGCCGGGCGUCCGUGGUGGGCCCAACACCGGGCUGUACGCCGCCCUCAGCCACCUCAACCAGGUCAAGAGGACUGGGCCUGAGCUGCCAUCGCCAUGGUUACCAGUCAUCAGUGCUCUGAAGGAGGCCGAGGUGGCCAAACAAGGCAGUGAGCAGCUGAAAGGAGUGCUGGAGGGAGAGGAGUGACGGGUCUGACAGAAAUGCAGGUGUGAAAGGGAGGAAGUGAUGAUGGGGAGGCCGAGUACGUUAAUUAUUGAUUGUAAAUGUUCAGGAAUUUAUUUUCCUUUCCCCUCGUACAGUCCAUCGAAUCACUCGUUUAUACUGGUGCUCCAAAACCAUAAAGGUGUCUGUAUAACUACUGAAAAUGUAAAUCAGCUACGUAAACCUCAUGUUUACUCAGCUUCAAUCUUCACUUAUAUUCCGUUAAUUUUUAUAUUACAGUCUAAUACCCAACUGUGUGUGUGCGUGUGUGUGUGUGUGUGUGUGUGUGU